Oppiella nova is the source of this 399-nucleotide messenger RNA. NCBI's taxonomy places the organism in Eukaryota, Metazoa, Arthropoda, Arachnida, Sarcoptiformes, Oppiidae. The record is from the annotation of a GenBank genome assembly.
AUGUUCCAAGGGGUCAGUUUUAUCGCCAUCAUUUCAUCAAUGGCAUGGGGCUUAGGCUAUUUUGGACAACCGCAUAUUCUAGUCCGUUUUAUGGCAGCAGAUUCAGUGAAAACCAUUCCUAAUGCUCGUCGUAUUGGUAUGGCGUGGAUGAUUCUAUGUUUAGCGGGCGCUGUUGCUGUAGGUUAUGUUGGUAUUGCUUAUUUCCAAGCACAUCCUGAUAUUCCGUCAGCUGCAAUUGUGGCAAAAAAUCCAGAAACAGUGUUUAUGGAAUUAACCAAAAUCUUAUUUAAUCCAUGGGUUGCUGGUGUUGUUUUAGCCGCUAUUUUAGCCGCUGUCAUGAGCACCUUAAGCUGUCAGCUUUUGCCUCACAAAAUGAGUUGGUUUGGGUCGGUCGUUUAA